CCUCCUCUUCUCGGGGUGACCUGUUGUAAAGACCCUGGAACGUCAGCCAGGUAACCCUCGGGCAGAUCCGAUAAGGAAAGCCAGGAUGCCACAUCACACCAUUCACCUUUUCCGGAAGGGACUUCGGCUUCAUGACAACCCAACGCUGCUGGCCGCGCUGGAGUCUUCGGAGACCGUCUACCCUGUCUACAUCCUGGACAGAAAGUUCAUGACGACCGCGAUGCACAUAGGUGCCCUGCGGUGGCAUUUUCUGCUGCAGUCCCUGGAAGAUCUCCGGAAGAAUUUGUGUCAGCUGGGCUCUUGCUUGCUGGUUAUUCAAGGAGAGUAUGAGGCUGUUCUUAGGGACCACGUCCAGAAGUGGAAUAUCACGCAAGUGACUCUGGAUGCGGAGAUGGAACCGUUUUAUAAGGAGAUGGAGGCCAACAUACGACGUCUGGGAGAGGAGCUGGGGUUUGAGGUGCUUUCUCUGGUGAACCACAGUCUUUACGACACCAAACGGAUUUUGGAUCUGAAUGGUGGGACUCCUCCGUUAACGUACAAGAGGUUCCUUCACAUUCUCUCUCUGCUCGGCGACCCUGAGGUGCCUGUCCGAAACCUUAUGGUUGAAGACUUCCAGAAGUGUAGGGCCCCUGACCCGGGCUUGGCUGAGUGUUACAGGGUGCCUCUCCCCGUGGAUUUGAAGAUACCACUGGAGAGCUUCUCUCCCUGGAGAGGAGGGGAGACCGAAGGGCUACAGCGCCUGGAGCAACACUUGACUGACCAGGGCUGGGUGGCAAGUUUUACCAAACCAAGAACAAUCCCAAAUUCGCUGCUUCCAAGCACCACAGGCCUGAGCCCAUAUUUCAGUCUGGGCUGUCUGUCAGUCCGUACCUUUUUUUAUAGGUUGUCAAACAUUUAUGCUCAGGCCAAGCAUCACUCUCUGCCCCCGGUGUCGCUCCAAGGGCAGCUUCUGUGGAGAGAAUUCUUCUAUACCGUGGCAUCAGCAACACCAAACUUCACCCAAAUGGCUGGGAACCCCAUCUGCCUUCAGAUCAGUUGGUACGAGGAUGCAGAGAGGCUCCACAAAUGGAAAACGGCACAGACGGGCUUCCCGUGGAUCGACGCCAUCAUGACCCAGCUGCGCCAGGAAGGCUGGAUCCAUCACCUCGCUCGGCACGCCGUCGCCUGCUUCCUGACGCGGGGGGACCUUUGGAUCAGCUGGGAAGAGGGCAUGAAGGUUCUCUUCGGGUUUUUUGUUGUCUCUGUUCUGGCUGAGCUGGAGAGACCUCGCAGAAC
Messenger RNA from Tauraco erythrolophus (red-crested turaco), 1275 nucleotides. The record is from RefSeq and is a predicted model, not a curated record. Lineage: Eukaryota; Metazoa; Chordata; Aves; Musophagiformes; Musophagidae.